Messenger RNA from Fomitiporia mediterranea MF3/22, 687 nucleotides. RefSeq lists its product as uncharacterized. The record is from RefSeq and is a predicted model, not a curated record. The transcript has 3 exons. The coding region runs from base 1 to 687 and encodes 228 amino acids. Lineage: Eukaryota; Fungi; Basidiomycota; Agaricomycetes; Hymenochaetales; Hymenochaetaceae.
AUGGCAUCCUCUGAUUAUGGAAAUCCUCCCACAGCCUUGCAGAGUUUAGCAAAUCAAGUUCAGGAGAAGCGAUUUUCGGGAAAGAAACUGGGAGAAAUAGUGCCAGGUAUGACUAUCUGGACUAAGAACCCAGAGUCUGGCUUUCGGCAUAGAUUUCUUCAAGUUGACGGGCGGUUGCCGAAUGAAGUGAAGAAGAAAAAGCAUAACGAGCUCGUUUUGACUGUUAACAGCAAUUGUGUGACAACGGUCGGAAUAUCAAACUUUGGCUGUUCAGCAAGUCUUAGCAGCAAGGGUAUCCCUAGUGACAAGUGGAAGUAUUUUGUCCCGAUUUCACCGACGACCAAGGAAAGUUCAGAUCAGCUUAGCCCAAUUCAUAUUGAAGGUUAUUAUGAAGGAGGAUGGGUAAUGCUGGUUCCAUGCUACAUACCCUUUGAUGAAAAUGGGAACUACACAGGCAGAGAGUCGAGUAUUGACGGAACAACACUAGGACAACUCUACUCUUACAUCAGUGUGGUCAGGCCAGAAUUUGAAAGUUUCAUCAGAGCACAAGUAGCUACAGUAACAGAAGUAGCAGCAGCAAAGAUACAAGGAGAAGUGGAGCAUGGGGCACUGGCAGCUGGCAAUGAGAUUCUGGCGGAGGUGGUCACUACAAAGAACAGAGCUGGGCAAUGUGUUGCACAGACAUAA